Molecule: messenger RNA, 417 nt
Organism: Drosophila mauritiana
Lineage: Eukaryota; Metazoa; Arthropoda; Insecta; Diptera; Drosophilidae
Exons: 3
Coding region: 1-417 (138 amino acids)
Source: RefSeq, a predicted model, not a curated record
AUGUGUAAAAGAAAGUUGCCCAUUUUAUGGAUUCUUGGAGGUAUUGCUUGUGUGACCAUGAUGAUUGUACUUUUGCGACACGUGUUUAAGGUCAGCACAUACGAUAUUAUUUUUCUUACUCCAGUUGUUAUUGUCAUUGGCUUUGCCUCUAUAAUAAAACUGAUGUGGUUUGUCGAGUAUAUACAUUUUGCUCUGCUCUCUAUUAUUGUCAUACCAAUAUGCUGUGCAUUCGUGUUUGUAUUGAAGAUAAACAAUCUACUGAAGGAUUGGAGGUCUUUCGAAAUAUAUUUCAAAAUCGGACAUAUUUUGCAUUUGACGUUUUUAUUAGGUAAGCAAUUAUGUUGUGGUAAUCAAAUAUCUAAUGUUAUUAGUAUUUUCAUGCUUUUGGCUUCUGUUUAUUUUGACCUAUUUAAAUGA